AUGUCUAGCGCACACAGGCCAACAUGGACCCCUGCUAUGGGGAAGGACGCACGGAUGAACACGAAACAAUACAGCUCUCGAGACAUUGCGGGACACACCAAGCUCAAAUAUCGACAACCAGGACAAAACAGUAGAGAUGACCUGGCUCGUCGUGAUUUGAAACUCGAACUUGAAAUUGCAGAACGUGAAUCUGCUGCUAAAAGACGGCGCGCAGCUGGAUUAUUACCGAUCAAUGAAGAAAAUAAAGCCAGUGACAACCAAUGCAGUACCAAGUUGCUAGAAGGUGGAACCGAUGAAGAAUCAAAAUCCAAACGAAGGAAGAUUCUCGAGGAAGCGUUACUUGCUGAUAAGGAUGACACCGAAAGCGAUGAGGAUUCAGAUGAUGACAAGAGAGGUUCCAAGCGACAUGGCAAAGGAAAGGCGACAUCUGCGCCCUUGUCCAGUCACAAUGGAAGCGAUAAUGGUAGGGCGAACGAGAAGGGUGGCGUAGAGAGCGACGAUGAUGAUGAUGACGAUGAUGAUACCGAUGACGAUGAGUCGGAGACUGCAGAAUUGUUGCGAGAGCUCGAAAAAAUCAAGCGUGAACGGGCUGAAGAGAAAGAACGCCAGGAACGCGAAUCAAAUGCUAAUGCAUCUUUGGAUAAAGAAGCCGCAGCGGCCGUUGGAAAUCCUUUACUAAAUCUCAAAGCUGCCCUGAAACAAAACGACAAUCUUUCUCCGACCAAUUCGGUUUCAACCUCGUCAAACAGUUUCUUCGUCAAACGAAGGUGGGAUGAUGAUGUCAUUUUCAAAAAUCAGGCUCGUGAUGUGAACGAGAAACCAAAGAAGGAAUUCGUAAAUGAUCUUUUGCGAACCGAAUUCCACCGAAGGUUUUUAAAAAAAUUCAUUGCCUAG
Puccinia triticina is the source of this 894-nucleotide messenger RNA. RefSeq lists its product as uncharacterized. The coding region runs from base 1 to 894 and encodes 297 amino acids. Gene Ontology annotation, biological process: mRNA cis splicing, via spliceosome. The record is from RefSeq and is a predicted model, not a curated record. The transcript is spliced from 4 exons. Gene Ontology annotation, molecular function: RNA binding. Lineage: Eukaryota; Fungi; Basidiomycota; Pucciniomycetes; Pucciniales; Pucciniaceae. Gene Ontology annotation, cellular component: catalytic step 2 spliceosome.